Messenger RNA from Acanthosepion pharaonis, 1098 nucleotides. NCBI's taxonomy places the organism in Eukaryota, Metazoa, Mollusca, Cephalopoda, Sepiida, Sepiidae. The record is from the annotation of a GenBank genome assembly.
AUGGAUCAAUCAGUUCUAUCUAUCUAUCUAUCUAUCUAUCUAUCUAUCUAUCUAUCUAUCUAUCUCAGUCUGUUCAUUUCUAUCUAUCUAUCUAUCUAUCUAUCUAUCUAUAUCUAUAUAGCUCUUUUCAUUUCUAUCUAUCAUUAUUCCUAUCUAUAUAUGUCUUCAUUUCUAUCUAUCUAUCUAUCUAUCUAUCUAUCUAUCUAUAUCGAUAUUUCUAUCUAUCAGUCUAUUUAUAGCUCUUUUAUUUCUAUCUAUCUAUUCCUAUCUAUCAUCAUCUAUAUCUAUCUAUCUAUCUGUUCAGUCUGUUCAUUUCUAUCUAUCUAUCUAUCUAUCUAUCUAUCUCAUCUAUCUAUCAUAUCUAUCUAUCUAUCUAUCUAUAGCUCUUUUCAUUUCUGUUUUUCAUUUCUAUCUUCAUUAUCUAUCUAUAUAUCGAUAUGUCUCUUCAUUUCUAUCUAUCUAUAUAUCGAUAUCAGUCUAUGUUUAUAUCUGUUUAUCUAUCUAUCUAUCUAUCUAUCUAUCUAUAUAGCUCUUUUCAUUUCUAUCUAUCGUUAUUCCUAUCUGUCUUCAUUUCUAUCUAUCUAUAUAUCGAUAUCAGUCUGUUUAUAUCUAUCUAUCUAUCUAUCUAUCUAUCUAUCUAUCUAUCUAUCUCAGUCUGUUCAUUUCUAUCUAUCUAUCUAUCUAUCUAUCUAUCUAUCUAUCUAUCUAUAUAGCUCUUUUCAUUUCUAUCUAUCGUUAUUCCUAUCUGUCUUCAUUUCUAUCUAUCUAUAUAUCGAUAUCAGUCUGUUUAUAUCUAUCUAUCUAUCUAUCUAUCUAUCUAUCUAUAUAGCUCUUUUCAUUUCUAUCUAUCGUUAUUCCUAUCUGUCUUCAUUUCUAUCUAUCUAUAUAUCGAUAUCAGUCUGUUUAUAUCUAUCUAUCUAUCUAUCUAUCUAUCUAUCUAUCUAUCUAUCACUGUCUGUUCUUUCUUUGUUUAUUUCUAUCUAUCUAUCACUGUCUGUUCUUUCUUUCUAUCUAUCUAUCUCUGUUGGUUCAUAUCUAAAUAUCUAUGUACCUAUCACUAAAUGGAGUAUAAGAUUUUCUAUUAUAACAAUGACAUAA